UGAAACUUCAAACGCUGUUUACACUACAUUGAGUAUGAUUUCACAAGUUGGUUUCAAAAUGGCAGCAAAUAGACGUGAACGAUAAAACAAGUGUAUGGAAGAAGUUUUGUUUUCUUUCCGGUUGGUUGAAGGUAAGGUAAACUCAACUUCAUGUUUAUGAAAGAUUUUCUUCUCGAUGAUACAGACGCACCAUCCGAUAUGUCUGUGGUAUGCGACUCCACACAUAAUAUCACUGGAGAUAAAUUAAACCACAAAGAGGCUAACAAUGACGAGAAUAAAAAGAAAGAAUUAACCAUAAAGCUUGAUAAAGACUUGCUGAAAUUUAAAGCCUUUUUCUUUCUGUUCUUUGCUGGAUUUGGAUCAACUUUUCCUUACUUAGGCGUUUAUUUUAAGCAGCUUGGCCUAAAUGCGUCCUUCGUUGGUAUAUUAGCAGGCGUAAGACCUCUCAUACAAUUUAUCAGUGGACCUUUUUGGGCGUUAUUGGCGGAUCGUUACAAAGCAAGAAAAGCGAUUCUUUUGUUUUCAAUUCUUGCAUGGUUAGUAAUGACGCUGUUGUUAGCAUUUCCCAGACCACACAAAGAGAUCUGCAAGUUAACCAACAUUACUCACCCAGGAAUAAACAUUAUCAGUGAAAAACCGGCGCAACGGAGUAUUGUUCCGGCAGUCGGGUUCCAAGGAAGAUUCGGGGAACUCGCUUACACCGAAAACUGUGUAAAUUGCCGUCCUCAACUUUUUACAAAUUUCGUCAAAAGAAACGCUAGAGAUGAUGGAAAUAGCUCAGAAAUUAUAUUAAAUAUAAAACUCGAGAAUCGAAAUAAUUCUGUGUUACCAUGGAAACGUAACCAAAAAAGUGAAGAAGAGAUUUCUGUACAAAAUGGUAUUCAUUAUCGAAUUAAAUACAUCAUCGAACGCGAUCAAAACGAGAUUCGAGAUAUAUUUUACGUUUUGUUAGUAUUAAUUGUUAUUGGAGAAUUUUUAGAAGCGCCAUCUUUUAUUAUGAUCGACACCGCCUUGUUAGAUCACCUUGGAGAUGAAAAAAAGCAUUAUGGGAAGACAAGGUUGUUUGGAAGUAUAGGAUAUGGUCUUGCAUCCUUUAGUGUAGGCGCAUUACUAGAUAAAUUUCAAUUUGAAUUCUGUGGUAAAGUAUUCACAAAUUAUUUAGUAAUUUUUUACAUCUUCUCAUGUUUUAUGGUCAUUGGUUUUAUAUUUGGUUUAUUUUUUGUUAAAUUCAAGUACAGCAACACAAAAGAAUCAUCAAAACCAAUAGAAUGCAUCAAAGUGUUUUUCUCCCUAAAAUAUGGUUCGUUUCUUGCUAUAUGUUGGUUUUGUGGGUUUUGCCAUGGUAGUAUCAUGAACUUCUUAAAUUGGUAUUUGGAGGAUUUAGGUGCAUCGAAGCUGAUGAUGGGCGUGGCAACCGCGUGUAGAUGCUCCGCAAUUAUUUUCGGCUUUUUCGUAUCUAGUUUCUUCAUUGACAGAGUUGGACAUAUCCAGCUUAUAUGUUGGGCAUUAGCAUCUUAUGUCGGAAGUUAUUUCGGUUAUUCCAUUUUACAUAAUCCUUGGUGGGCUAUCCCUGUAGAGGUUGUACAAGGGCUUAUUUAUGCAAUAUCGUGGUCAUCUUGUAUAACCUACCUCGGAGAAGCAGCCCCACCUAAUACGGCAGCAACAAUGCAAGGGAUUCUUCAAGGCGUUUACUGGGGAUUAGGGACUGGUUCUGGAGCAAUAGCUGGCGGUAUUCUAAUCAAUCAUAUUGGGGUGCGAUCUUCGUAUCACGUAGGAGGUAUUCUAAGUUCCAUCAUCUUUGUCUUGUUUUGUGGACUGCAACUUGUGAUAGCGAAAAGAGAGAAGAAGAUAGGUGGUACAUCGUAGUUCUAUACAUUCUGUAAAUAUUUAGAUGAAUAUAACCAAUUUUAUUACA
Molecule: messenger RNA, 1915 nt
Organism: Hydractinia symbiolongicarpus
Lineage: Eukaryota; Metazoa; Cnidaria; Hydrozoa; Anthoathecata; Hydractiniidae
Product: major facilitator superfamily domain-containing protein 6-like
Exons: 2
Coding region: 151-1866 (571 amino acids)
Cellular component (GO): membrane
Molecular function (GO): transmembrane transporter activity
Source: RefSeq, a predicted model, not a curated record